Phytophthora nicotianae INRA-310 is the source of this 930-nucleotide messenger RNA. RefSeq lists its product as hypothetical. The coding region runs from base 1 to 780 and encodes 259 amino acids. The transcript has 3 exons. The record is from RefSeq and is a predicted model, not a curated record. Gene Ontology annotation, cellular component: plasma membrane. Gene Ontology annotation, biological process: calcium ion import across plasma membrane. Gene Ontology annotation, molecular function: stretch-activated, monoatomic cation-selective, calcium channel activity. NCBI's taxonomy places the organism in Eukaryota, Oomycota, Peronosporomycetes, Peronosporales, Peronosporaceae.
AUGUUGAAUAUGCUGCAGCAGCCCAAGGAUCUGUUCCACACCGUGCGCGAGACGCUCUUCGUGCGCUUCGUGUUCGCCAUCCUCACGCCUUUCAUCUUCGUGCUCGGGACGCUGCUACGCUCGCACUACCGCAAGGUCAACGGAGAACGCACCCCAGUCGUGCUAGCCGAAGGAGAGGAGCCCGCGCACCCUGUCUGCCGCUUCAUUGCCAAGGACUCGCUGUCGUUUUGCUUCAUGGUGGAUUACAUGGCGGUGGUUGACACCGACGACCCCACCGGGACUAAAUUCGACAGCAAGGCCGAAUUUUACUACCGCAACGUGGACAUUGUGCUCCAACGCUUCGGUUGCCACGCCAAGUACAGCGUCUACGGAUGCGACGACUGUCGCGAGGCGUACAAGUACUGGAUUUGCAGUAUUAAGUUCCAGAAGUGCGGCUCGCAGACUGUCACGACAGAUAGAGGCGCUACGAAGCUGGUCUACUCGACAGACAUGUGUGACUACUCCACCACAGCAACAGCAACCUCAACGGCAGCGAGUACUACUAAAAGCACGAAAACGACUGCUUCUGCUUGUGUUGAAGGCUCAUCCGGGCGUUAUCGCACUUGCUUAUCCAUUUGCGAAGAUGUCGUGAGGAAAUGCCCCUACGUGCUCAAUUUCCAGUGCCCGACGACCGAGACGCCAUUCUUCUCAGCCGAUAUUGCUACUUGCAACAGGCUGGAUCGAGUCACCAACCCGGAUCGUCCAAGUCGCCCAUGGCCAGGAACUUUUGCCGACGCGUAAGAUAAUCAUGCAGCCUGUCAUUUUGAAGAGAACAUCAUAUCGAGACACGGAACAAUGUGGGUUAUCGUUAUAAACCUUGUUGGCGCUGGGGGGCUCGUUCAUAGGUUUCCAUUUCAAGGUAAAGGGAGAAUAGUACAUGCAAUGACUGCA